AUGUCUUCUUCUCUUUUUCAAACCCUUCAAAACUCUCAAAAAUCCUUCUCAGCCAAUCUUUUUCAAUCUCUUUCACAACCACCUCCACCAACUGCAUCCAAUGCACAACAACAAGUGGUUGUGGCCACUCCUUCCAAUGUGGUUUUUUCUCCCUUCUCCAUCUUUACCGUUCUUUCCAUGAUGUUGGUCGGUGCUCAGGGUCACACUCUCACUGAACUGGCACAUGCUUUAACUUUGGAUUAUUAUUCCCAAUUGGAUGGAAGUGUUUCUUCAACAAGUUCUUCAUCCUCGUUCAAUUUCAGACCUCGUGGAGAUUUUGCAACCUCCAUGAAUCAACUCAUCCAACAAUCGAUCAAUUCCAGUGAACUCUCCGUAGCGAAUGGAAUCUUUACAGAACAAUCGUUUAAACUUGCUUCACUCUACACGGACACCAUCAUUCAAGAUUUUCACUCGCAGUUGAGAUCAUGUGAUUUUGCUCGAAAUGCAGAACCUGAACGACAAUCCAUCAAUCAAUGGGUUUCAGACAAGACGAAAAAUUUGAUAAAUGAUCUCGUUCCAGUGGGCGCCAUAACUGCUGACACAAAAUUGGUGUUGGUCAAUGCCAUUUACUUUUUAGGUAAAUGGAGAAUUCCAUUUGACAAGGAAGAUUCAUUUACAGGAACGUUUCGACAAUUUAAAAAGACAUCAUCAGAAUCUUCAGAUUCCUCCACGAGUGCCUCUCUCACUUUGGAAUCGGUCAAUGUCAAGUACAUGUCUCGUCGACAAGCUCGAGAAUUAUUUGGACAAAAUGAAAAUUACAAAUGGUUGAGAAGACAAUACAGUACUCUCGAUUUUGACAUGCUGUUCAUUGUUCCGAAAAUCAAUGUGGCUCUUUCACAACAGAGUGAAAAGGAAUUUGAAGAAUGGGUUUCGAAACAAAUAUCCAAGAAUGCAAUUCCUGUCACUAAUCAAGAUGGUUCUCUCACUGUAAAAACUCUUUCACAAGCCUUUGAGACCAAUUCACUCAUGGUUCGACUCGUUCAAAUUCCAAAAUUCAAAAUUGAAUAUGAAAAUGAAUUGUCCAAUGCGUUGAAACAAGCUCCGUUUAACAUGACCACAUCCUUCGAAAAAUUGAAAGCCAAUUUUACCAACAUGCUGUCAGAAGUCUCCAUUUUACGUGACGAUCGUUUAUGGAUUGAUAAAAUCUUUCAUAAGGCAUAUUUGAAAGUCGACGAAGCUGGAACAGAGGCUGCUGCUGCAACUGCUGGAAUUAUUGUCGGUCGAACCACAAGUAUUGAUGUGGAACCUGAAAUUGAUUUUGUUUUGGAUCGACCUUUUGUUUUUGUUUUGAGUCAUGUUCCUACUCAGAGUAUACUAUUUAUGGGAAAAGUGAAUCAUUUGGAUGCUUCAAAUUCGAAUUAA
Molecule: messenger RNA, 1401 nt
Organism: Naegleria lovaniensis
Lineage: Eukaryota; Heterolobosea; Eutetramitea; Acrasida; Naegleriidae
Exons: 1
Coding region: 1-1401 (466 amino acids)
Molecular function (GO): serine-type endopeptidase inhibitor activity
Source: RefSeq, a predicted model, not a curated record